Cyprinus carpio (common carp) is the source of this 1834-nucleotide messenger RNA. Its product is annotated as stonustoxin subunit alpha-like. Gene Ontology annotation, molecular function: protein binding. The record is from RefSeq and is a predicted model, not a curated record. NCBI's taxonomy places the organism in Eukaryota, Metazoa, Chordata, Actinopteri, Cypriniformes, Cyprinidae.
ACAGACUGUGAUUUCCUCCCCAGGGUUUUCUCACGUCUCUCUUGAAAAACUGGUUUCACUUGUUUUCCCGGAGAUUAGCUUCAGAGCCUUUUCUGAAGAAGCCAGUUCAGAGGUGAAGCAAGAAGCCUACAGUUUUGUCUUCAUUUUACUGUGCUGCUCUAGAGAAGGCAGAUACUCCUGACACAGUGGAUCUGACAAUGAAUCGUUUUGGACCAGAACAAGCUGAGAGGAUCACGUUGAACAUCCUGGAGCGGAAUGGACGGAACACUUUAGCUGAGCAGCUGAAAGACAAACUCAAGCAAGUCACAUUCAUCAACUUUGUUCUCUGGACCAGGAACAACUUCCUACAAUUUCCCUAUCCACUCACUCUGGAUCAAAACACAGCACAUAAAAACCUCAGUCUGUCUGAGAACAACAACAUGAUUACUUGCACUGACACAGAGCAGCUGUAUCCUGAUCAUCCGGACAGAUUUGAUGUGCGUCCUCAGGUGUUGUGUAAUGAGAGUGUGAGUGGAUGUUGUUACUGGGAGAUUGACUGGUGUGGAGAUAGAGGUGUGUGUAUAUCAGUCUCGUAUAAGAGCAUCAGCAGGAAGAGAUCGGGUGAUGAGUGUGUGUUUGGAUAUAAUGAUCAGUCCUGGAGUUUGUACUGCUCUUCCUCCAGAAACUCAUUCAGACACAAAAAGAUACGGACUGAACUCCCUGUAGACUCCGUCAGCAGUAGAAUAGGAGUGUAUGUGGAUCACAGUGCAGGAACUCUGUCCUUCUACAGUGUCUCUAGAAACACAAUGAGACUCAUUCACACAGUCCAGACCACAUUCACUCAGCCGCUCUAUCCUGGGUUUACAAUUUUUAAAAGAUCAUCAGUGUACCUGUUGAUCAAUCAGAAUAGACUGUAGAGAGAGUCCACCCAUAAUACUUUGAGCUGCAUGAUAAACCAGUAACCGUGAGAUGUUAUUGAGUCUCUUUCUUCUGUCACUGAACAUUUUAGAAUAAAUCUGUUUAAUAAAUCCUCAUAUAUCCCAUACGGAAUUGUAAUAUGCAUAUAUGAAAUAUCAAUAUAUGCAAUAUAUGCUAAAAUAAAGUAAAAACAUAUAUGAAACCUAUUAGAAAUUGGAACAAUUCCAUAUACUGAAAUAAAUGUAUCCCAUAUAUUGUAUAUGUUUAUUUUGACAUAUGUCUUAUAUAUGAAAUGUCCUAAUAUGCUCAUAUAGAUAAAAAAAACAACAGCUAUAUAGCCUAUUAGAAAAUGGAACAAUUCCAUACAUUGACAUAUAACUUUGUCACAUAUAUUUUGUAUGUUAAUAUAUUUAUAAUAUAUAUUUUGACACGUCUCAUAUAAAAUUAUUAAUACAACUUCUCUUUGUAUGUGUAAUAUAUCAGUGACAUGUCAGUGACGUGUAAUUUGUAUGUCAUGGAGUCUUAGUAUGGAUUUUACAUACAAAACAAAUUAAAUGUAAAAUGUGUUUUUGAUAAUUAUGUGAUAUAUAAAAAAAACCUGGCUUGCAGAUAUAUUUUUAAUGUUACUUAUUGUCAGGUUAAACAAGGGAUGAAGUAGGACUCAAGGAUGCAGAGGUUAAUCUGCUUUUUAUCGGACUUCAAAAAUAAAUAAACAAAAACCACCCCCAAAACAGUCCAAGCAGUGGCAGGACUGCAGCUCACAGAGUAUGACACAAGAACACACAGCCAAUGAGAACUCUCAAAGACUGCAUGCAUAACAUGACAAAAGCAUGCAGUCGAUGAAAAACAACAUGCAGAAUUUAUACAACAUGAAAGCAUGCAGGUGCUGAUGAAUGUAGCAGCCCGGUUGAAAUAAAGAAACUGGCUGUUGCAUUGA